Stylonychia lemnae is the source of this 1788-nucleotide messenger RNA. The record is from the annotation of a GenBank genome assembly. NCBI's taxonomy places the organism in Eukaryota, Ciliophora, Spirotrichea, Sporadotrichida, Oxytrichidae.
AUGAUCUAUUCAGAAUAGAAAUUAGACAAUAGAUUUUAAUUAAUAAAAGAGAUAGGAGUUGGAGCUUAAGGUAAAGUCUAUGAGGCCUUAGACACUCAAACAGAUCUCAAAUGUGCCAUUAAAAUCGUACUUCACCCUCAAUUAAUUGUCUAUAAUAUAAUUAAAAUAAUCAAGCAACUUCAUCAAAUCGGAUAUGUUCAUUUAGACUUAAAGCCUGAUAAUAUAAUGCUAUAUAGCUCUGACUUGUCUUCGCCUGAAUCCUCAUUAGUCGCACUUAUUGAUUUCAGUGUCUCAUAGAGAUACAUGGAUUAAAAUUCAAAUCAUUUACCUAAUGAAAUAAAGAGAGAGUUCAAUGGGAAUAUUGCAUUCAGCAGUGUUUACUAGAUGAAUGGUCAUAGUCCUUCUAGAAGAGAUGAUCUACUGUCUAUUUUUUAUCUCUUGUUGUUUCUAAAAGAAGGAUAACUACCAUGGUCGAAACAUUUGAACAAAUAAAAGAAAGGAUACGCAUUUAUACAGGUUUAAAAAGAGAAGGGUUUCAUUAAAAAUUUAAUCAAGUAUUGCAAUAAUUUGAAUUUUGAGGAAGAGCCUGAUUACAACUAUAUAAUUCAAUAUAUGAACUAGAAAAUCAAUAACUUAAUGUUUCAGACUUAUUGGAAUAUGGACUGGAGUAAUGUGACUAAAGAUUGGAUAUGCUAGUACUCCUUCUAUGAGUAUAAGUUUAAGGAAAUGAUAAAGCCUUAGUAAUACUAGAAUCAGUGCACUAAACAAAAUAAAUAAUUUAGAACUAAUUUAAAUUAAAGUUCUUAACUGAAGAAACUCUAGAAUAUUUCAUCUUCUAAAGAAUUCUUGUUUCUAAAAGCGCAAAACUAAUUGUCAACAAAGGAAGAAAAACUGUAAAUCAGUAAUUAAUAAUUGCUAGACUCAAAAAAAGUUUCUUUUGAAAAUGCAUUGAAUAUUCCAUUAAAAUCAUAACCAAAUAAGGACCCUAAGUUUUAACUUUUAAUGAGAAAAGAAUUGCAGUAGUCAAUGUGUUAAUAACAACCUCGAGUAAAUAUUAGCCCCCUAAGUUUAAAUUUCGAAUAAUAAAGAUCAAUUUCUCCCGUUAAUAAGAAUUUCAAAGCCACUAGUAAACCAUAUUCUCGGUUUGGAGACUUAUUUGAUGAAAAUCCAGUUGACUGUGAAAUCUCUCCUCUUUAGCAUUUUUAGAUAAAGCGAAAUUAAAGGGUUACAAAUUAAUAAUAUUAUAAAUAGAAAAAUUAAUAAGACAAACUUAAAAUAUUAGACAGCAAUGUACCAAUUGAUUAAAAUAUCGCUCUUUAGAGUCUCAUUUACAACAGGCAUCUCAUAGGAAGUUUUAGUUAGUCUAAAUCCCCUCAUAAAAAUACAACUCUAGAAAAAAUUGAAGAACUUAAAGACAGUAUUGAGAUGGAUCAGUUUUUAUCAGAAGAUCAAAAAUAGAAGAAAAUUUUCAAUAAUAAAUUAGGAAAUGAAAAAAUAUAAAUAUAACGAUAAAAUCCUUGGUUUAGAGAUUUCAACUCCUAGUAUAACAUAAACAUGUAAAUUAAUAGAUUGGAAGUCAAUAAUAUACCAAUUAUUGAAGUAUAAUCAUAAAAUUUGGAUUAAACUAUAGAUGAAUCUGAGUUAUAAGAUGACUUAAUAAAUGAAUGCAUCGAUGAUUCUAUUCAUGAAAGAAAAUGGUAAUAUCUUAAAGAGACAGAGGAUGAAGAAGGUUAUUCUCGUUUCCAUGAAAAUAACCUAAAAUUGAUUUGCUCAAAUAUAUUAUCAUGA